UGUUCUUUGACAGGUGACAUCUACAAACUGCCCGAUGGAGAAAUAUGAAAAGCUGGCCAAAAUUGGCGAGGGCUCCUACGGCGUGGUGUUCAAGUGCAGACACAGAGACACCAGCCAGAUAGUCGCCAUCAAGAAGUUUGUGGAAUCUGAAGAUGACCCCGUCAUUAAGAAGAUUGCAUUGCGAGAAAUACGUAUGCUGAAGCAGCUGAAACAUGUGAAUCUGGUCAACCUGCUGGAGGUCUUCAGGAGGAAAAGACGGCUCCACUUGGUGUUUGAGUUUUGUGAGCAGACGGUCCUCAAUGAGCUGGACAAACACCCCCGAGG
Molecule: messenger RNA, 324 nt
Organism: Plectropomus leopardus (leopard coralgrouper)
Lineage: Eukaryota; Metazoa; Chordata; Actinopteri; Perciformes; Serranidae
Source: RefSeq, a predicted model, not a curated record